Messenger RNA from Acanthamoeba castellanii str. Neff, 5211 nucleotides. RefSeq names its product leucine rich repeat-containing protein. The transcript has 27 exons. Bases 1 to 5211 code for a protein of 1736 amino acids. Gene Ontology annotation, cellular component: cytoplasm; nucleus. NCBI's taxonomy places the organism in Eukaryota, Discosea, Longamoebia, Acanthamoebidae. The record is from RefSeq and is a predicted model, not a curated record. Gene Ontology annotation, molecular function: GTPase activator activity; protein binding. Gene Ontology annotation, biological process: positive regulation of GTPase activity; regulation of small GTPase mediated signal transduction.
AUGGAGGCAUCUGGGGCAAGUCGCGGCCACCGCAGACGCGGGAGCGCGAUAGAGCUCAAGGAGCACGUUUUGGAAAACGGCGCACGACUGCUGUCCUUUGUCGAAAUCCUCGAGGGAUGCUCGACGGCCGAGGGUCAGAGAGUGUUCUUCACCACACACAGCCACGCCUUCUACCGCUCUCUCCUCGCCUCCGUCCUGGGUGUUAGUGAUGUGAUGGACGAGGAGGAGGCGGUGCAGCUGUUGGGCAUCUUUCUGGCAUUCGUCAACAGCACCAGCGAUCGACGCUCGUUCCGGGUGUGGUGGGUCCCAUUCAGGUCGCGGUUCCUCGAGGUGGCCUACCCGACUCCCGCCGGCACGCGCCUGCGCAGCCUCUCUGUCGACGCCUGGCUGUCGUCGGACUCAUCGCCUCGCUCGCGUCGACCCAACUCGAUGCUCCACAUCAUCCUCUGCAUGCUCGUCGACUGGACGAAGCAUCCACACCACGCCCGCGCCAUGCUCCUCCUCAACCGACCAUCUGGAGAGCAACAGCGGCCACCACAAGAAGAAGGAGAAGAAGAAAUGGAGAAGAAGACGAAGGAAGAAGAGGAAGGGAGCGCCGACGAUAGCGAACAGGAGCAAGAGGCGGUAGACAACGACACGGCACAAUACCUGCUCGAUUUGUGCGGACAUUUGUGCACGACCCUGCCUCUCGUGGAUGAAAGCUUGCCGAUGCUUCGCCCCUUGAUGCAGCUCUACCACAACUUGGCCGUGGACUUCUUCGCCAGGCUUGGCCGGUUGCUGGUCGCGAAGGACUCAACUGGGCUGCGCGCGAUGGGCAAAGAGACCUACAUCGACACGGUGGAGAAUCAGCUACCGACCUACGAUACACAGACACGUACUCUGAUCGCUCGCCAAUCUUCGGCGAUGUUCCCUGUCCUCACUAUCGUCAUCUUCAGCGAUUUCUUCUUUUCAUCGCUGUGCGAGCUGCUCGAAGACCAAAUCCAAUACCACCUGAACUACCCGCCCUCUCCUGCCCUCGACGAACAGCUCCGCCUCUUGAUUCAGUUCCACUACGCGCUCAAGCAGUACUUUAGCAUCCCCACGCUGCACUACGCCUACUUGAGCGUUCUCGAGGAUUGGGGCCGCACCAUCGCCGAGCUCACCGCACAAGAUGCCUUUUCAGAGAGUACUCAGCAAUGGCAACGCUCCGGCAAGAGCGACUUCCUCGAUCACAUGCUCCUGAUCUCUCGACGACUACUUGAGAUACUGCCGGGCUUGUCCGGGCUGAUCGCCGCUCCGAGCUCACUGAUGGCAUUCCUCAAGCGGUUGGGAGACGUACUUGAGGUCCACAUUAAGCCCUUCAUGACCAAACAGCGCUAUCAGCACAUUGCGAACGAGAGCGAAGACGGGCUUCACAUCGUGAAGCUCACCUACGAGCCGCUCUUGGCGCUUGUGGAGCGCGAAAAGCCUGAGCUCCUGGCGUGCCGGGGAGAAGCGCUGCGGCUGAUCUGUAGGCUCUUCCUGCCCGCAAGCCGGCUACUCCAGUCCAAGUCCCUGUGGGACGCUUUCUUUGGCACCGUGCACAAUCACACAGAGGAUCUGUUCUCCGCGCGCUUUGACGACUGCCCCAGCCUAAUCGAGUGCUACUGCACGGCCAUCAGAACCUUCUUGGCGGACGACAUGGCAAAGUCGGACCAGAUACGUCCGAGCGCUGUGCGCGUGCUGUGUCGCAUCCUGAACGUGGUGCUUCGCGGUGCCCUGCCUACGCUCGCCCCGGGCUGUCUCCCGGUCAUGCCGCCACUCGACAAGCUCCAUGCCCUCGGAGACAUCGUAGGGAUGGUGCUGCGCGUGAUCGAGGAGGAGACGGACUCGCGCAACAAGGUCGAGUGUCUCAGCACGCUCUCUGCCACGCUGGUCGCGCUGCUGGAGAUCCACUGCCUGUACCCCCACUGCGCGUUCGACGAUGACGAAGGCGCAGACACUGUGGUACAGCAGCACGGCAACGUCCAGGAGAAUGAGCAGCGGCAGGCCCAGAUGUACGUGAGGCGCCUAAUCGAGCAGAUGCUCGCCAUCCUCAAGAGCAGCUGUUCCUUCAUGGAGACCCCUGAAGUCGUCGCCGUCGCCGUCUCCUCGCUGAGCGUGCUCACGUCCAUCUACCCCACGCUCAUGUUCACGAGAGACCCUCUGGGCAACAUUCGAUCGAUCAUCGAGAUGCUAUGCCAGAACGCUAUCGACUCUGGCCCCGAGUUGUGGAAGUACUACUGCCUGGGGUUGCGGGAGUGGCUCAGCCUGCCCUUUCCGUUCCUCCACGACGAGGCCCUGGUCUCGCUGCUCUUCAGCACUCUGGAGAUGUGCAUCCUGCCGGACCCGCUCGCCGACCCUGCGCCGCCGUCCUUCUCCUCGCUCCUCUCCCUCGUCUGCCCCAUGUUCCCGCUCAUGGUGCCCAUCUCGCCCACCGCCCUGCUCUCGUCCACGUCGUCCUCCUUCAGCCCCAUACCACACCCGCUCCCGGUGCCGGCCUCUUCGUCGUACCUGGACCAGGCCGGCGCUGUCUUCAACUCCCUCUACCAGCGCCUGCUCCACUUCGAGGAGACCGAGCCUCAGGAGGCCAAGGAGAGGUGCCGUCUGACUGAAGGGAGGGCCGAGGCUCUACUCCUGCACCUGCUCUACGCCUACAACUUCAGAAAGGGCAACCCGUUCGUAUCGCUGUCUCGCACCUCCUCAACCGCACUUUCUGCCGUGGCCCAGCACUCUGCGUUCUACAGCUGGGGCUCCUCCGUCUUCCUCGUGCGAGAGGAUCGGGUCGGCGAAGAAAUCAUCACCACGGCACAGGUGCAUAACGGCACCGGAAGCUUCGGCUACCGAGGCGAUGCGCUCAGGGAGGUGGUCCUCCCUCGAAAUCCUCCCCAGGGCAAGAAGAUUCUGGACCAGCUUCAGCCGACGGUGCGUCUGCCGCUGCCGCACGCCGCCCUCGUCGCACCGGCGGAGGACACCCACGUGACGCCGCACGCCAUCCACGCGACCGUCGACAGCAUGGAGCGAUUCGUCCGCCGCCUCACCGGCCUGCCGGAGAAGGACGUGUUCAAGGUGGGCGUGGUCUAUGUGGGACCGGGCCAGGACCACCAGAGCGACAUUCUGGCCAACAGCACCUGCUCGUCGGCCUUCCGCACCUUCAUGUCCCAGAUUGGGUCCACGGUGUACCUUCCCCAUCACACGGGUUACGCGGGCGGCUUGUCGGUCGAGCAGGAGCUCGAGAUGCCCUUCUCGACCACCCCCACCACGGAGCUGAUGUUCCACGUGGCGCCUUUCUUCCCCACCGCUACGGACGACCCGCAGCAGGUCCACAAGAAGCGACACAUCGGCAACGACGAGUUGAACGUCGUGUGGAGCGAAAAUGAUGUCGACUACGACAUAUCGACCCUACGCACCAAAGUGACGUGCCUCUACAUCAUACUCUACCCGCUUCGGCGCGGAUUCGUUCGCGUACAGCUGAAAUCAACGAAGCCAGGGCCUUUCCUGUGGGGACCACUCCAGGAUGGCAUGAUUGUACCCACGCAGUCUCUGGCCACACUCGUACGCUGGACCAUCAUUAACGUCGAAGUGGAACUCCUCCGGACGGCACCGUUUUGUAACGCCUACAUCCGGCGGAAGGAGCAGGUCCUCGAGUCGCUGCAGAGGUGGCGACAAGAGAGAGACCCCAAGCUGCACCAGGCGGACGUGGCGCUGGCGGUCCUGCCGACCAAGGAGAGGCAGGUCAUUCUGGAGGGCCUUCAACUGACCUCGCUGCCGUGGUCUCUCAUUGAAUCGCCCUCCAGUGCGACCACUUCGUCGUCGUCACUGCGCUCGCGGUCCCUCUCCUCGCUCCUCUCGUCGCUCGACCCGAGCUCGUCGGCCACCCUGACCACUUCGCCAUCGUCGGAAUCGCUGUCGGCCCUGCCAUCCCCCGCAACGACAUCACCAUCGUCGUCGUCCGUGUCUUCCACGCCCAGCAACAACCGAAAGGGGAGCGCGGCGCUGCCGGGGCUUGCCCCUCAUUCGUUCGGGGGGGCGGGGGGUGAAUCACGGGCUGAUGAUAAUUGGUCCUGCCAGCUGCACCAGGCGGACGUGGCGCUGGCGGUCCUGCCGACCAAGGAGAGGCAGGUCAUUCUGGAGGGCCUUCAACUGACCUCGCUGCCGUGGUCUCUCAUUGAAUCGCCCUCCAGUGCGACCACUUCGUCGUCUUCGUCGUCGUCACUGCGCUCGCGGUCCCUCUCCUCGCUCCUCUCGUCGCUCGACCCGAGCUCGUCGGCCACCCUGAUCACUUCGCCAUCGUCGGAAUCGCUGUCGGCCCUGCCAUCCCCCGCAACGACAUCACCAUCGUCGUCGUCCGUGUCUUCCACGCCCAGCAACAACCGAAAGGGGAGCGCGGCGCUGCCGGGGUUCGAGGAGGGACCGAUCACCCACCUCUCCCUGAGCUUCAACCGGUUGGCCGGCCUCCAGCUGUCAGGCGCGCUCGGCGGGCUCGAGGAGCUGCGCCUCAGCCACAACCGCCUGGCCAAGCUCGCGCGCCUCGAGGGACUCAUCGAGCUCCGGCGGCUGCGAUGCCUUGACCUCUCCCAUAACCUGCUCGCCGACCUGUCGCUUCUGGCCGCGUGCCUCGCCCAGGGCAAGCUUGCCCGGCUGGAGCGCCUCUUCCUGCACAACAACCGCAUCGCCUUCCUGCCGCUCCACUUCGUCGCCAUGUUCGGCGGCGAUGCCAGAGGCAAGGACAAGGCCAGCAGGUAUUCGGAGUGCGAGCUCGGGUCGAUCUCGCUGGACCACAACCCGCUUCUGCUGCCCACUGCCGACGCCACGGCCACGGAAACUGCACAGGCGACCCUGAACGGCGAGCUGCCCGGCGUUACUACCCCUCCCACGCUGCGAGCCAUGUGCUGGCAGCUGGCCGUCCAGCGAGGCACCGCCAGUAGCACCAGCAGGUGGGCCGGCGACGAGCAGCUCAUCCGGCAACUACGAUCUAUACUCGACGAGGGACGCGCAGCGGCGAGGGAGUGCAGCCUGUGCGGGUGCGCCUACAUCGGCGCGCCCGUGGCUACGGCUCGUCGCCCGUGGGCGGGCUCGCUGCUGGGCCAGCCCGCGCGCAACUUCACCGUGGGCGGCGAUGCCUGCUCCCUCUCCUGCGCGCGGCUUCUGCAGACGCAGCUCGCCAGAGCCGCAUCGGCUGCGGUUGGGGCAGGCAACGCUGGCGAGAUGUGA